Colias croceus (clouded yellow) is the source of this 1765-nucleotide messenger RNA. RefSeq names its product ras-related C3 botulinum toxin substrate 1 (gene Mtl). The transcript is spliced from 6 exons. Gene Ontology annotation, molecular function: GTPase activity; GTP binding. The coding region runs from base 159 to 746 and encodes 195 amino acids. Lineage: Eukaryota; Metazoa; Arthropoda; Insecta; Lepidoptera; Pieridae. Gene Ontology annotation, biological process: small GTPase-mediated signal transduction. The record is from RefSeq and is a predicted model, not a curated record.
GCAACCAUCUUUCAAUGUGUUUUUUCUAUAUUGGGAUCGAGUUUUGGCUUUAAAAUCCCUAAAUGAAUUAUUAUCCAUAAAAUACAGUGAAUUAAACAAAUAUACGGAAUAAUAAUAUUAAUAAAAACAAACCAAUAGUUAAUAAAACUUAUAAUAAGAUGUCUUCAGGACGACCAAUUAAGUGCGUGGUUGUAGGUGAUGGAACUGUGGGAAAAACUUGUAUGCUUAUAUCUUACACGACGGAUAGUUUUCCGGGAGAAUAUGUUCCUACAGUAUUUGACAACUAUUCAGCACCAAUGGUUGUUGAUGGAGUAGCAGUUUCAUUAGGAUUGUGGGAUACAGCGGGACAAGAAGAUUACGAUAGACUGAGACCAUUGAGUUACCCACAAACUGAUGUGUUUCUUAUUUGUUUCAGUGUGACAAGUCCCUCAUCUUAUGAAAAUGUAACUUCAAAAUGGUAUCCAGAAAUUAAACAUCAUUGUCCUGAUGCCCCUAUCAUCCUGGUUGGUACAAAAAUUGAUUUGCGAGAUGAUCGCGAAACACUGAGCUUGCUGUCUGAGCAGGGCAUGUCGCCUCUAAAGCGGGAACAGGGACAGAAACUUGCAAAUAAGAUCAGAGCUGUUAAAUAUAUGGAGUGCUCAGCUUUGACUCAGCGUGGACUCAAACAGGUAUUUGAUGAAGCAGUUCGUGCAGUAUUAAGGCCAGAGCCUCAAAAGAGACAUCAAAGGAAGUGUCUUAUCAUGUAAAUGUGAUGCACAAAAUGACAAAGUUAAGUCAACAUAUUCAUGCAGGAAUCUCAAGGUGACAGUAAUAAUGUGUUUCUGAACCAAUUUGUGAAUGCUUUUAGAAAAAAAACCUUGAUAAUAUAUUUAGCGGAUCACAAUAUAUUAUUCAUGCUACUUCUUAUCCUUUUAUGCGAUAUUAUGUGCCAUAAUAAUAAUUUCAAGAUUACAAAUGAAUCAUCACAAUAAUACAUUCUUAUGUAUAUUUUCUGCUUUUUAAGUAAAUAGAUAUGCCAAAGAUUUAUGAAUAUAGGUGUAAGUUUAGACAUGUUUGUAAAAUAAAGCUGUUACGGUUGGAAACAAAUUGUUACUGUUAAAUAAUAUUGAGUAACAAUGUUAUUUUUAUAAUAUUACACAAAUGAACCUCAAUGAUGAUAUUAAAAGGUUUUUGAAAUAUAUUCUUAAUAUGUAACUUGUGAAUAAGGACUGAUCAUAGAUGCUAGUAAAUUGUAUUAACUUACUCAAAUAGUACUGUCAUUAGUUGCAGGGAUGAAUGUUUUGUACUGUUCAGCAUUUAUAAUUAAAAGUCAGCAGCAUUUAUUAGCAUUUUUGCGACAAAAAUGUAUUGAUAAAUUUAUUUUUUGUAUCAGAUAUAUUUUGUCACUCGUCAAGUAUGGCGGCAUUUUGGAUAGCUAUAUAUUGAUGCUACAUAUUUAUUCUAAUAUUUUUGUCUCAUUUUAUCGAAUUUUGUAUUUAUAGUUUAGUUUCAUACUGUCUAAUGGGCAUGUGAUGAUGAUAUUGUGUGUUUUAUAGUGAUUUAUUAGGGCGAAUAUUUUUAUAUGUAAGAAUGAAUAAGCAUUCAAGUGCGUUAUCAUACUGCAACGAUUAUUGUUCUUUAGAUAUUUUAUAGAUUGCUUUGAUUUACAGGUAACGCUUUGAAAUAUAUUGUAUAUAACUUCAAUUAUUUAUAUUUAAGGACGAAAUGCGCAAUCUAUCGAUAUAAUAAACUUAUGUAACUGCACUUUAUAAAUUAUUGAAUUUAA